Molecule: messenger RNA, 5987 nt
Organism: Nannospalax galili (Upper Galilee mountains blind mole rat)
Lineage: Eukaryota; Metazoa; Chordata; Mammalia; Rodentia; Spalacidae
Gene: Ccdc57
Product: coiled-coil domain containing 57
Exons: 16
Coding region: 360-2687 (775 amino acids)
Source: RefSeq, a predicted model, not a curated record
GCCGGAACUCCGUGGCGGGGGCUUUUGUUUCCCGCCGGAAGGACCCUAGAGCUGACUUCUGUCGCUAUGGCAACGCAGCCAGCCCGGAAAGCAGUGAGCCCAGACCCCCUGAGAAUCCCCGGGGCGGCCGAGUGUCUGACGCGGGGUGUGGCGGGGGACGAAGUGGCCGGCGGAUCACAGGGAGGCGCGGUGAGUGGCAGGUCCGGCUCCCCGGAGCUUCCGCCCGGACAGCCACUUCGCGGGGUGCGGGGCUCCCGCAGACCUCACGACCUCGGGCACCGAGCUCUCUGGUGCUGUGUGCCUCAGCGUGGCCGGGCCCAGUGCUUUCCCGUGACUCGGUUCAAGGUCUGCGAAGGGAGAUGGCGUCCUUGUGCCGCUUAGAAGAGGGCCAGGUUGUGCAUCCCGGGGGAGCCGCGUUGGUGACGCGGCUUUGGGUGGCACUGCGUGGCCGUCCUAAAGCUGCCACCAUGCUGCCGCUGUGCUCCAAGCAGGCCCUGAGUGAGCUGCUGGCUCGAAAGGAGGAGGAGUGGCGGGCACUGCAGGCCCACCGUGCCCAGCUGCAGGAGGCAGCUUUACAGGACACUCAGAACCGCCUAGAGGAGGUGCGGGGGAAGCUGCGGCGCCUGCAGGAGGACUUUGUCUACAACCUUCAAGUGCUGGAGGAGCGCGAUCAAGAGCUGGAGCGCUAUGAUGCCGAGUUUGCCCAGGCCGGCAGGCGGGAGGAGGCCAGGCAGGCGGAGACCAGUGAGCUCAAGAUAGAGGUGGCUAAGCUGAAGCAGGCACUCACCAGAGAAGUCAGGCGCGCGGAGGAGCUGCAGCAGCAGCAACAGCUGAGGGUUCAGGAGCAUCGUCUGGAACUGGAGCGCAUCCGCAGUGACAAGAACAGUGAGCUCGACCACCAGCGGGAGCAGUAUGAGAAUCUGAAGUGGAAGCUGGAGAGGAAACUGGAGGAACUCGACGGCGAGCUUGCUCUGCAGAAGCAGGAGCUGCUGCAGGAGUUUGAAUCUGAAAUGCAGAGGAGGGAGCAUGAGUUCCAGCUGAAGGCUGAUGACAUGGGCAACAUGGUCUUGUCCCACGAGCUCAAGGUUAAACUUCUGAACAAAGAGCUGCAGGCUCUGAGAGAAGCCGGCAUGCAGGCAGCAGAGAGUCUUCAGAAGGCAGAGAGGAAGCACACGGAGCUAGAGAAGAAGCUGCAGGACACCGCCUGGGAGCUCCGCGACAUGGAGGCGGUGAAGGGCGCCCAGAUAAAGGACUUGGAGGAUAAGCUUUGCUCCGUGCAGCUGUCUAGGAAAAAAGAGGAGGAGAUCUUUAGGAGGAAGCAUGAAGAGCUUGACCGUCUGGCCAGGGAGAAGGACACAAUGCUGACAGUAGUGAAGGAGGCCCAUACAGAGCAGCUGCGGGCACUGGAGGCCAGGGUGCUGGAGCUGCAGGCCCACUGCGAGACCCUUGAGGCACAGCUGCGCAGGGCCGAGUGGACACGAGCUGACACUGUCAAGGAGAAGAAUGUCCUCAUUGACAAUCUCCGUGAAGAAAUAGCAGCUCUGAAAGCUGACUGGGAUGCCCAGAUCACUCAGAUGUCCAAGGAGGUGGUCUCCAAAGAUCUUCACGUUCAGACGCUGCAGGAAGAGGAGGUGAAACUCAAGGCACAGGUGGCCAGGCUCCAGCAGGACAUAGACAGGUACAAACAGCAACUGUCCCUUGCAGUGGAAAGAGAACAGAGCCUGGAGCGCGACCAGGUGCAACUGAACCUAGACUGGCAGCGCCGCUGCGAUGACAUUGAGCGAGACCAGAUCCAGAGGUCAGAGGCUUUGAUCCAGGGCCUGACCAAGGCCAGAACUCAGGUUGCUGCCAAGCUUCAGGAGACAGAGCGGGCACUGAAUGAGCAGGUUGUGCUUCUAAAGGCUGUGUCCCUUGAGCGAGACCAGGCUGUUGAGAUGCUACGGGCACGUGGGCUUCUCCCUGGACAGGAGACACAGAUCCCCCCACAGCAGCAUGAAGGUGAACUGAACAAGGAUUUUCCAUCCAGUGAGAUCCGGAGGCUACAGGAGCAGAACACAGGUCUGCGGAAUGCUGUUUCACAAAUGAGGAGGGAGAUGGAGACACUGAGUGCUCCCCUUCCUCCCGUGCAGACAGGAGGGUGCUCAAAUGCAAACCCUGAGCCCAAGGCCGGAGGAGAUGCAGUCCCCCCUGAUUGCGUUUUGGCCCUUGAAGCAGAAAUGCAAAACCUGAAGCAUAAACUUGAAGCACUAGAAGAGCAGCUAGAAGGUGUGGCAGAGCCAGCCAAGGCAGCCUCGGCCACUGCUGAUCUGCACCGUGGUGCCCAGAGCUCUGCAGAGUCGGCUGCGCUGGGGAUGGAGGCCAGGGCCUUGCACGUUCCAGGAGGAACUGCCCUGACAGGCCAGGCAUCUACUGCAUUGGCACUCAGGAAACUCGGAGACAGAGUGCAUCUCUUGAACUUGCUGGUGACACAGCUCAAAAAGAAGGUGCAGCAGAAGCCCCUGGAGCUGAAUACCAUCCAUCAUGAGCUCCCCCAGGAGGUGGACUGGGUACACCUAGAGGUUUUGGAGCUGCAGAAGCAGGUGGCUGAGCUAAGCAAGCAUCUCCAGAUAGCCUGGCCCCAAGAAGGAGAGGCUUCGGACAGGAAGCAGCUCCAGAGAGAGUGGCCCAUGGCCACCUGGGCUUGCUGAUGGUGACUUGUUAAUGACCAUCGUUGGCACUCAAGAGUCUUCCUUAAGGAACAGCCGAGAAGGUGAAAAUAGUGUGUGCACCGUGCCACAAGAACGGGGUACACAGCCCAUGGCCUCUGGCAUGGGCUAUGCUUGGGAAUGGGCGGAAGAAGAAAAAACAGGGCAGGGGGUGGGGGCUUCGGGAGUGAGACCCCAGCUGAUACUCAGCCACUGAGCAGCAGCAGAAGGCUGAAUUAGCCAAUAAUGAAGUAGAGAGCAGCCCCUGUCCCCAAGGCCCCCCCACACCCUGCCCUGCCCAGGUCCCCAGGCCUCCCCACAAUCCAGCAUUCCAGGGUGAACUCCUUGUGGGGCGGGGACCCUCUGCUGGACAAGGCCCCAAGGCUGCCACCCAUGGCUGAGCCACAUGUCCCCCUCCUGGGCAAAGUGCUAGGUGCCCAGGAAUGAGGAGGCCAGGAAGUCAGUGCUCCCAAGGGGCUGGAGGGCUGGAACCAUGGUGUCAAUGAUGUCCCCAGCUUUCCUCACUGACAAGUAGAGAAAUGGAUGAGAACUGGUGCAUGCCUGUUCCCUGCUCUGCUCCCAGGGUCAGGGCUCUUUGAAUAAUGUCGUUUCCAACACGGAUGUAUUAAGAGGAUACAGGUGCCAGCUGGAAGAGUCUCCAGUUGAUCACUUUAGCCAGCAGAUAAUGCAGAAAAGACUAAGAUCCACCAAGUUCAAUAGGAAAUCUCCACAUUUGAUGAGGGUAAGUGAACAGAUACAUGAAGAAAAUGGAGGCCAGCGGGAUGACUCAGCAAGGAAAGGUGCUUGCUGCCAAACCUGAGGACCUGAGUUCAGUCUCCAGGACCCAUACGAUAGAGAGAACCAACUCUUGAAAGUUGUCCUCUGACCCCCACAUGCAUGCCAUGCUAUGCACAUGUCCCCGUAUACAUAUAAGUAAAUAUGCUAAAAAUAAUUUCUAUAAGAUAGAAUAUAAAAUGACUCCUACAUCAGAGUGUUAGCAGGUGAACCUGACAGAUAAGGCAGUCCGAGGUGGGUGGUAAGACAUCCUAGUCUCCAGUCACAUAGCGUCUCCUCCAGAGUUGCCCUUUGAUCAUCAUUGGAGAAGCUUGGAGAUGCCCGCUUGACCUCCUUCCCCAGCAUCAGAAUACCAGCAUCUGUGCCUCCAAGUUGGACUCAAUUUUGGGGUUCCCCAAAAGCACAGAACCUGACCUAAGUAAGAGGUAGCCUCAGCCAGAACCAUUGGAUGGACAUCCACAAAUUGUGCCCCCUGACACUUCAGGGAAUCAGUGUCAUAAAGCAUAAAAAUGGGAACCUUCCAGCUGUAGGCAAGAUCAGCAUAUGCAUACUUUGUGGGUUCUGGGUCCUCGACAGGCAUUCCAGCUGGGAAGACCAUGGUUAAGAGGCCAGGUGGGGUCACCAGGAUCAGCAGUGUGCCACAGUCCUUUGUGGGAAGUACAGAUGGCAGUGUCCAAGUGGGGAGGCACACUAUCACCCACCCAUUCUCCAGGGCUUCAGGAAGAAGUUUAUGUAUAGAGGACUGGUCAAUGAAGCAGGAGUUGGAGAUGGUCCUUUCAGCUCCUGUCCAAGGCUAGACCCCCUUCCUCUGCCCAACCAAAGAGCCUACAAAGCUGGCCACCCUUCUCUGUCUCUAGCGGUGACUCCCACACAGGCCCACACAGGGCAGAAAGCCAGACAUGCUGCUGUCUAUCCACCUCUGACCUCAGCUGGGCUGCGCUGUCAUCCCCUGUUCCUGGGUCAUCAACUCAUAGCCCAGGCCUUGCUACCCUGUGCUGGGCAGCAAAGGUAGUAGAAGGACUAUCCUGGAGGGGACACUGUUGGCCACCUGGAAGUUUUAACCCUGACCUGACUUGGGGAAGAGCCUUCUGUGUCCCUAGGAGUCCCUGGUUUUGAUCACAGCCUCCUGAGGAUGGGUUUGCUGAAGUGUUUGUUCAAGUGUCCAUAGUCCAAAGGAUAUCUCUGAAUGUGUCUCGGGUUGUAGAAUCUUUACCUGGGUGGGGGGUUGGGGGAGACGUUACAAAGCACUUUAAUCAAAUAAAAUUUUAGUCAUUCCGUGUCCUCCAGGUAAGUGUGCUCUUAGGAACAGGGCCAGGGCUGAACCUUUCUGUGUGGCUAUGUCCAAAGGUUUGAGGCCCAGGGCAUUUUCAGCAUGCUGGGCCAUACCAGACUGUCACUGGGGUGAAGGCUCCAUGUCUACAGAGCGAUCAAGGUCUGCAGGGUCUCUGUGUCAGAACAGUUCUCACUUAAAGUAACAUGAGAAUGAAUGUCUCAUGUCUUACAGAGCUAGACUUUUGAAGCAAUGGGGAGAUGGAGUCCCAUCAGGCAGCCCUUGCAGAAUGGAGCCCCAGCCUCCCUUCCUCUGGGUCUGCCCACCUCUCCUAGGGCCUUUGUAUUCCAAAGUCCACCCCUGAGGAAAGACUGAAGAACAAACUACCGUGGAAAUGCAUUGAGAUUUGGGGUACUUGGGCCUCUGACAGGCUUCCCUGGGACUGCUGACUUAUCCAGCUUGGGCCUGUGGGGCCAUAGGACUUUCUCUAUCCCAGAGACCUCUCUGCUACCAUGCCAUCCCAUGACCCUCCAGUCGCUGGUGGCCUGCAGUGUAUCCCAGAAGCAUUGGCACACAGUUACCUACAGGUGCAGUCAUCCACACACUCCAGGCUACCUGAGGAACAGGAGUACCCAGAGGGCACAAGGGCCUGCCAGCCUUGCCAAAUAUCAGGGACCCAGCCGGGCAGGGCAUGCAGGAUGCUCCAGGGCACAGAGCUCAAGCACCCAGGAAGGAGCAGUUCCUUAUGGCCUCUCAAAGCUGUCCAGGACCCCGUCUCCUGUUUCCUCCUCUUGUUGCAGACGUACUCACAUUGUGACUACAUUUCUGCAGUGUGUGGGAUGGGCCCCCACGUCCAAGAUGGCUGAGUGGGAGGCCACACGGCUUCCAGGGGUUCACGUGGCCCUGGCAAUCACACCUGCUUUCUCAGUAGCCUUUGCCUCCUUCUGUGCCUUCUCAGGGUGGAGAGAACACAGCCAACCCACAGGGUGGUGAGGGGAGUCUGACAGCAGGUGGAAAAGUGUGAGCCAGAGGGAGGGAAGGAAGAGAAGGGGGACAGGCUAGCUCUUGGACAAUAGGGGAGGCAGAGUAGGGGCCACAGCAGUGAGAAGUGCCUGGCAGUGCCCAUCUGGGCUCAGGCUUCCCAGGUUUAGGGGCUUUACUCUUUCUCCCACAGCAAAAGCUGCACAGGCCCUUAGGGAACCCUGUGCUAGCUGGUUGUGAAUGAAUUCUCCUUGUUC